Messenger RNA from Mus musculus (house mouse), 3029 nucleotides. RefSeq names its product predicted gene, 21297. The record is from RefSeq and is marked validated. Bases 258 to 2618 code for a protein of 786 amino acids. The transcript is spliced from 4 exons. NCBI's taxonomy places the organism in Eukaryota, Metazoa, Chordata, Mammalia, Rodentia, Muridae.
AGUUCCCCCUGACUGUGCGCCCCCGCGCCUGGGCUCCUUCGCAGAGGACUCGGUAGCUGCAGCUCCCGGAGCACAGCGGGCAGAGCUGUGGGCUGCACGCGCCCCUGCUGCCCCGGGCCUGCCGCGGUGGCUCCCGCGCCCCGCGGCGACUUCCGCGCCCGCGCUUCCCUUUGUUCAAGUCCCGGAGCCGCAGCGGGGUCGGAGCCCGCGCCCUGGGCGACUGAGGCGGCCGCAGUCCGCGCCCCGGCGCCCUGGCGAUGCUGGACCAGAUCUCUGUGUCUGAAUUCGUGGCCGAGACCCUUGAGGACUACAAGGCGCCCACGGCCUCUAGUUUCACCACGCGCUCGGCCCAGUGCCGGGACACCGCGGCGGCCAUCGAGGAGGAUGCAGUAACUUAUGAUGAUGUGCAUGUGAACUUCACUGGGGAAGAGUGGAAUUUGCUGGAUCCUUCCCAGAAGAGUCUCUACAGAGAUGUGAUGCUGGAGACCUACUGGAACCUCACUGUUAUAGGCUACACUUGGGAAAACCAUCAUAUUGAAAGACAUUGUCAAAGUUCAAGAAGAAAUGAAAGGUAUGUAAGUAAUCAUAGUGGCCAGAAACUCUAUGAAUGUAAUGAACAUUCUAAAGCCUUUUCAUGUCCCAGUCAUCUCCAAUGUCAUAAAAGAAGACAAAUUGGAGAGAAGACACAUGAACAUAACGAAUGUGGUAAAGCCUUUCCAACACCCAGUCAUCUUCAAUAUCAUGAAAGAACCCAUACUGGAGAGAAACCUUAUGAAUGUCAUCAAUGUGGUCAAGGCUUUAAAAAAUGCAAUCAUCUCCAACGUCAUAAAAGAACACAUACUGGAGAGAAACCCUAUGAAUGUAAUCAGUGUGGUAAAGCCUUUCCAACACCCAGUCAUCUUCAAUAUCAUAAAAGAACACAUACUGGAGAGAAACCCUAUGAAUGUAAUCAGUGUGGUAAAGCCUUUGCAAGACCCAGUCAUCUCCAAUGUCAUAAGAGAACACAUACUGGAGUAAAACCCUAUGAAUGUAAUCAAUGUGGUAAAGCUUUUGCAAGUCACAGUGGUCUCCAAUAUCAUAAAAGAACACAUACGGGAGAGAAACCCUAUGAAUGUAAUCAGUGUGGUAAAGCCUUUGCAAGACCCAGUCAUCUCCAACAUCAUAAAAGAACACAUACUGGAGAGAAACCCUAUGAAUGUAAUCAAUGUGGUAAAGCCUUUGCAGGUCACAGUAAUCUCCAAUGUCAUAAAAGAACACAUACUGGAGAGAAACCCUAUGAAUGUAAUCAAUGUGGUAAAGUCUUUUCACAACACGGUCAUCUCCAAUGUCAUAAAAGAACACAUACUGGAGAGAAAUCCUAUGAAUGUAAUCAGUGUGGUAAAGCCUUUGCAUGUCACAGUUAUCUCCAAUGUCAUAAAAGAACACAUACUGGAGAGAAACCCUAUGAAUGUAAUCAAUGUGGUAAAGUCUUUUCACAUCACAGUAAUCUCCAACAUCAUAAAAGAACACAUACGGGAGAGAAACCCUAUGGAUGUAAUCAAUGCGGUAAAGCCUUUGCACAACUCAGUAGUUUCCAAUGUCAUAAAAGAACACAUACUGGAGAGAAACCCUAUGAAUGUAAUCAUUGUGGUAAAGCCUUUGCACGUCACAGUUAUCUCCAAUGUCAUAAAAGAACACAUACUGGAGAGAAACCCUAUGAAUGUAAUCAAUGUGGUAAAGUCUUUUCACAACACAGUCAUCUCCAAUGUCAUAAAAGAACACAUACUGGAGAGAAACUCUAUGAAUGUAAUCAAUGUGGUAAAGCCUUUGCACUACUCUCUACUUUCCAAUGUCAUAAAGGAACACAUACUGGAGAGAAACCCUAUGAAUGUAUUCAGUGUGGUAAAGCCUUUGCAAGACUCAGUCUUCUCCAAUUUCAUAAAAGAACACAUACUGGAGAGAAACCCUAUGAAUGUAUUCAGUGUGGUAAAGCCUUUGCAAGACCCAGUCUUCUCCAAUUUCAUAAAAGAACACAUACUGGAGAGAAACCGUAUGAAUGUAAUCAGUGUGGUAAAGCCUUUGCACGUCACAGUUAUCUCCAAUUUCAUAAAAGAACACAUACUGGAGAGAAACCCUAUGAAUGUAAUCAAUGUGGUAAAGCCUUUGCAAGACCCAGUCAUCUCCAACAUCAUAAAAGAACACAUACUGGAGAGAAACCCUAUGAAUGUAAUCAAUGUGGUAAAGCCUUUGCAGGUCACAGUAAUCUCCAACGUCAUAAAAGAACACAUACUGGAGAGAAACCCUAUGAAUGUAAUCAAUGUGGUAAAGUCUUUUCACAACACAGUCAUCUCCAACAUCAUAAAAGAACACAUACGGGAGAGAAACCCUAUGAAUGUAAUCAAUGCGGUAAAGCCUUUGCACAACUCAGAAGUUUCCAACGUCAUAAAAGAAUACAUACUGGAGAGAAACCCUAUGAAUGUAAUCAGUGUUGUAAAGCCUUUACAUGUCACAGUUAUCUCCAAUGUCAUAAAAGAACACAUACUGGAGAGAAACCCUAUGAAUGUAAUCAAUGUGCUGAAGUCUUUUCACAACACAGUCAUCUCCAAUGUCAUAAAAGAACACAUACUUUUUCGAUAUAGCUGUCUCCUGUGAGGCUAUUCCAGUGCUGAGCAAAUACAUAAGUGGAUGCUCAGAGUCAUCUAUUGAAUGGAACACAGGGCUCUCAAUGGAGGAGCCUGAGAAAGUACCCAAGGAGCUGAAGGGGUCUGCAACCCUAUAGGUGGAACAACAAUAUAAACUAACCAGUAACCCCCAGAGCUCAUGUCUCUAGCUGCAUAUCUAGCAGAAAAUGGCCUAGUCUGCCAUCAUUGGGCAGAGAAUCCCUUGGCCUCGCAAACUUUCUAAGCCCCAGUACAGGGGAACUCCAAGGCCCAGAAGUGGGAGUGGGUAGGUAGGGGAGCAGUGUGGGGGGAGUGUAUAGGGGAACUGUCGGGAUAGCUUUUUAAAUGUAAAUGAAGAAAAUAUCUAAUAAAAAUUGAAAUAUAAAAAAA